Synchiropus splendidus (mandarinfish) is the source of this 6472-nucleotide messenger RNA. RefSeq names its product NACHT, LRR and PYD domains-containing protein 3-like. Lineage: Eukaryota; Metazoa; Chordata; Actinopteri; Syngnathiformes; Callionymidae. The transcript has 14 exons. The record is from RefSeq and is a predicted model, not a curated record. Gene Ontology annotation, molecular function: protein binding. The coding region runs from base 222 to 3632 and encodes 1136 amino acids.
GAAAGUAAGAGACGCGCUGAACCAGAGGGUCCGAUUCCCGUCUGAUCUGAAGGCUGUUUUUCACUCCAAUAUUUCCAGUCUCUCCAGCUCCGAUCAUCCAGGCGCUGGUGGAACACACACACACACACACACACACACGGGACUCACUGCUGUGGAUCAACACACUGACAUCGAACACAAUCUGAGUUCACAACUUUGGACCGGAACAACUGAGCUCCGACAUGGACCCGAGACUGAGGAGAGGAGCCUCGCUCACAGGUGACGCCUCUGCUGAGACUCGGGGCAGAGAGGAGGGAGACCCCCCCUCUAAAGGACCUGGGACCAAAGCUCAGAGAUCUGCGCUGCAGCCAGAACCAGCUGGACCUGGACCUGGACCUGCACCUGGACCUGGACCCAGCUGUGUGUCUCUGAAGAGUGAUGACUCGAUGUGGAGAGGGAUUGACUUCAGUGGAGGAGCGGCGUCUUCAGCUCCAAGAGAGGACCAUCAGAGCUCAGAGCUUCUCAGUGGUCAGAAACAUCCGGACUCUGCACGGCAGCGACUGGAGCAGAAGUUCCUCAGCUAUGUGAGCAGAGUCUGGAGGCUUCUGGGUCCAGAUGAGCCAGAACCAACUGAGACUGAGGAAGAGGAGCAGUGGAGGAGCAUCAGAGAAGAAUUCCUGAAGAUCACAGUUCACCUCCUGAGGAACAUGGAGGAGGAGGAUCUGGCCCAGCGUCUGUGGAGCAGAAGUGGCGCUGGAGUGAGUGCAGGGCGACUGAAGAGGAGCCUGCAGAAGAAGUUCCACAGUGUGUCUGAGGGGGUCGCUAGAGCAGGAAACUCUGCCCCUCUGAAUCAGAUCUACACAGAGCUCUACAUCACUGAGGGGGGCACAGAGCAGGUCAACCAGGAGCACGAGGUCCGACAGAUCGAAGCAGCAACCAGGAAGCAGACCAGACCAGGAACCACCAUCAGACCAGAAGACCUCUUUAAAGCCUCACCUGACACAGAGCCACCAAUCAGGAGCCUGCUGACGAAGGGCGUGGCUGGCAUUGGGAAGACCCUCCUGACACAGAAGCUGACUCUGGACUGGGCUGAAGACAAAGCCCACCAGAACUUCCAGCUGGUGUUUCCUUUCACCUUCAGAGAGCUGAACCUGCUGAAAGAGAAGCAGUUGAGUUUGGUGGAACUUGUUCAUCUCUUCUUUCCUGAAACCAAAGACUCAGGACUCAGCAGCUUUGAAGGAGUCCAGGUUCUGUUCAUCUUGGACGGUCUGGACGAGUGUCGACUCCCUCUGGACUUCAACAGUCGGGUCCUGACAGCAGCUACAGAGUCCACCUCAGUAGACGUCCUGCUGACCAACCUCAUCAGGGGGAAGCUGCUUCCCUCAGCUCAGCUCUGGAUCACCACACGACCUGCAGCAGCCAAUCAGAUCCCUCCUGAGUGUGUGGACAUGGUGACCGAGGUCAGAGGGUUCACUGACCUCCAGAAGGAGGAAUACUUCAGGAAGAGGUUCCGAGAUGAGGACCAGACCACGGUCAUGUCUCACAUCAGGAGCUCACGAAGCCUCUACAUCAUGUGUCACAUCCCCAUCUUCUGCUGGAUCACUGCCACAGUUCUGGAGGACAUGUUGAAGAGCAGAGAGACCGGAGAGCUGCCCAAGACCCUGACUGAGAUGUACAUCCACUUCCUGGUGGUUCAGGCCAAAGUCAAGAAGCUCAAGUACCAUGGAGGAGCUGGGACCGACCCAGUUUGGGAUCCUGAGAGCAGGAAGAUGAUGGAGUCUCUGGGAAAACUGGCUUUUGAGCAGCUGCAGAGAGGAAACUUGAUCUUCUAUGAAUCAGACCUCACAGAGUGUGGCAUCGACAUCACAGCUGCUGCACUUUACUCAGGAGUCUUCACACAGAUCUUCAGAGAGGAGAGAGGACUGUACCAGGAGAAGGUCUUCUGCUUCAUCCACCUGAGUCUCCAGGAGUUUCUGGCUGCUCUUCACGUCCACCUGAAGUUCUUCAACUCUGGAGUCAACUUGCUCCAUCCACUGCAAACAAUAGGAAACAAGCAUCACAUCAAACCAUUCUACCAGACAGCAAUAAAUGAAGCUGUAGAAAGUCCAAAUGGACAUCUGGACCUGUUCCUGCGCUUCCUUCUGGGUCUUUCUCUGCAGACCAGCCAGAGGCUCCUUCCAGGUUUGUUGACACAGACAGGAAGUAGCUCCUGGACCCAUCAGGACACAGCAGAGCUCAUCAAGGAGAAGAUAAGUGAGAAAGUGUCUCCAGAGAGAAUCAUCAAUCUGUUCCACUGUCUGAGUGAAGUGAAGGACACUUCUCUAGUGGAGGAGGUCCAGCAGCAGAUGAGAUCAGGACGUGUCUCCACAGGUCAACUGUCUCCAGCUCAAUGGUCCACCCUGGCCUUCAUCUUACUGUCCUCAGAGGAAGAUCUGGACGUGUUUGACCGGAGGAAAUACUUUGCUCCAGACUAUAAUCUGAUCAACUAUGGCCUGAAUUACAUUCUUUCAGAGGAGGCUCUUGAGAGGCUGCUGCCGAUGGUCCAAGCUUCAAAGAAAGUUCUACUGAGCAGCUGUGGACUGUCAGAGAGAAGUGGUUCCCUUCUGUCCUCAGUCCUCAGCUCUCCGUCCUCUAGUCUGACACAACUGGACCUGAGUCAGAACAGAGACCUGGAGGAUGCAGGAGUGGAGCUGCUGUCUGCUGGACUGAAGAGUCCACACUGUCACCUGGAGACUCUCAGCCUGAGCUGCUGUGGACUCUCAGAGAGAAGUGGUUCCCUUCUGUCCUCAGUCCUCAGCUCUCCGUCCUCUAGUCUGACACAACUGGACCUGAGUAAGAACAUCAACCUGAAGGAUGCAGGAGUGAAGCUGCUGUCUGCUGGACUGAAGAGUCCACACUGUCACCUGGAGACUCUCAGCCUGAGCUGCUGUGGACUGUCAGAGAGAAGUGGUUCCCUUCUGUCCUCAGUCCUCAGCUCUCCGUCCUCUAGUCUGACACAACUGGACCUGAGCAACAACAGGGUCCUGAUGGAUGCAGGAGUGGAGCUGCUGUCUGCUGGACUGAAGAGUCCACACUGUCACCUGGAGACUCUCAGACUGAGCUGCUGUGGACUGUCAGAGAGAAGUGGUUCCCUUCUGUCCUCAGUCCUCAGCUCUCCGUCCUCUAGUCUGACACAACUGCACCUGAGUAUCAACAUCAACCUGAAGGAUGCAGGAGUGGAGCUGCUGUCUGCUGGACUGAAGAGUCCACACUGCCACCUGGAGACUCUCAGCCUGAGCUGGUGUGGACUGUCAGAGAGAAGUGGUUCCCUUCUGUCCUCAGUCCUCAGCUCUCCGUCCUCUAGUCUGACACAACUGGACCUGAGCUUCAACGAAGACCUGAAGGAUGCAGGAGUGGAGCUGCUGUCUGCUGGACUGAAGAGUCCACACUGUCACCUGGAGACUCUCAGUCUGAGAGGGUGUAGGAUCUCAGAGAGAGGCUGUGCUUCUCUGGCCUCAGCUCUGACCUCUAACCCCUCCCACCUGAGAGAGCUGAACUUGUGCCACAAUCAUCCAGAAGGACCAGGACUGGAGCUGCUGUCUGCUGGACUGGAGAGUCCAAACUGGAGGCUGGAGACUCUCAGACUGGACGACUGUGGACCACGGUGGUUAUAGAUCUGACCUGAAGAAGUUGACUCUCACAAGAGACGGAGGGAAAGAAGAGGAGUCUGAGUUUGGACACAAGCUUCUUCCUGGAGUCUGAGCUGCUCUGAUGCUGCUGGACAGAGAGUCUGUCACCAUCAGAGAGAAAUUAUCAUCAGGAGCUCACAAGUCUCUCCCAGAGCAGCAGUGGGGAUGAACUUUGACCUUCUUCUCUGUCAUUUGUCAAGACUGACUCAGAGUCUCAGCAGCCACUCCGUCAUCCUGGAGAGAUCAGAACAUUUUCAUGAGUUGAACCCUGAUACACCAGUGUGAUGUGGACACUUCAGGAGGCUGAACUUCAGGAAGUGAAAUAUAUUGUUCCAUGCUGGAAGAGAUGUUUUGCCCUCCUCCUCCUCCACCUCACCUCUGAUCAUACAGGUGCUCAGCAUUCAGUUGAAGAGCAGUUUCACAAAACAGACCUGGGGUUCCGACCAUCCAGAUACUGACUCCUGUCUGACCAUGACACAAAGUGAGACUGGCUCCUCCCACUAAGCCUUUGUUUUUACCCGCUGCUUCCUGUUCCUGGUUGUUUUGUUCUCCUUGACAGUCAAUUGGCAGCUGCACCUAAUGCCAUGGGUUGAACCCCAACUCUUGAGGAGAAGCUGGAGGUUGAUGCAGCGGCAGAUUUCCCUCCAUCGUGGUAUGAUCUUGUCUCUCUCUGCAAACACCGGAGUAAAAUCCCUGCCACUUUCCCCUGCACUGUGGAGGACAUUAGUCUGGCUGUGGGGGGGAAGUGGGGCACGGCAGCAUUAGAUGGGCUCCUCGCACGAAUAGUGUCCUGGUUAUCUUUCUGGAUCGGAGUCAAAUAGUUUGGACAGAAUCCAAAGUGUGGCUCACAUCUCUUUUCUCUCUCUCUCUUUGUCUGUGCUGUCUGCUCUGUAGAGCAGUUUCAGCUUAACACCAGCUGCUCUGCUUCACAAGGCUGCCUUUAAGUCAGUGACAACAUCAACAUGUUCCUGCAUCACCUGCUCUCCUUUACAUCUAGACUCUCUGUACCUGCUUAGAACAGAGAGAGACCAGGGCCAAAUAGUGUUCUGUGGGGUUUGACUAACUGUGUGUCGCUCUCUGUAAUGGCAUGGUAGACGUGGGCUGGAUCACCGAGACACUGGCUCCUGGUCCAUCUUGAACCGGACUUCAUGGUUUCUCGCGCUCACAUCCACAAACCAUGGAUUUAAGCCUGCGUCUACUGAGCCUCGGAACUAGGGAGUGUUCUCAUGACGCUCUGUCUCUCCCUCAUGUACCGCUUUGUUAGAUGGACAUACUGUACUGUCAGGGCCUCUCUGUCCACAUGUGACGUCUCUGGCUGAGCAUUGUGUUUUUGGUAUGAGCAGGGGACUUUCCACGCAAGACUGGUCCGACGCUUCAGGAGGUUGGAUGGAGAAUGUAGCGCUGCGAGGAGCGUUAGCAUUAGCCACUAGCUGUGGAGGUUGCAGCCGCGUCGUCUCCUCUCUCGCUGGCGUCUUGAAACUCUCAGCUCUCAUAGUUGCUUUUCUUUUCCCGCUACCCACCUUCUGACACCAUGUUGUGUGUCGCGUGGUUAUAAGCAGUGGGUUUUAAGUGGUGCGAGUCAUUUAUUGUUCUUCCCUGGCACAUCCCAUAGUGUCACACCAAACAUGCACCCGAGGCCCACUUCAAUAUACAAGCUAACACCACACCCUUGGCUUGGAUUAUUCUGUCUGGAGCUGCAUGUUGAAUAAAGGUUGUGAACUUUAUAGAAGCGGAUCCGUUCUGUAUUUGGAUCCACCGCUGAGCUCCACCUCACACCGUCGUUGUCCAUGUCUUCUUUUUCUAGGCGACAAAAACAUGCUGUACUGUUUUUCACCUUCUUCUAUCCACUUGGCCCUGGAUCUUCUGUCGGCCCCUUUAGCUCUUGAGACAUGAAUCUCAUCAAGUUAGUUUUGUAUUGACGUCAGGUUUUGUAUAUCCCCAUCAGAGGGCGCCAUUUUCACUGGACUGGUGUUCAUUUCUGUGGUUGGAUCAAGCUCAUGUGAUCUCAACGAAUCUUCAACCGUCACGUCUGCAACUGUUUUCUCGAUGCCGUCAGCACAUUAAAUAGAGACUGGAACAAGGGUGAGACGGGGUUUUCGUUAUCGCUUUACCUCUCAUCAACAGAGGUGACACAGAACGAAACAUUUUUGACAAGAGGGAACCGAUGCCUCGUUCGUCCAACACCGGAGCACCGUAGAAACCCGGCAGAUCUCCUCCCACCUGUUUGUCAUGAUAUUGUACAAAUCUGUGCGGCUCGUCUCUGAAGCCUACAUGAAGCAGCGUGUCUGUUUAGGACUCGGUCUGCAGAGGCGGCUUAUCUCUCUGGUGUUCCAUGAUGAAUGCAUUUCCAGACGUUGACACAAGGAUUAUAUAGUCUCCUCUCAAGUAAGUGGUCUACAGUGUAGAGUCCCCACCACCUUUCCAAAGGUGAAAUUGACCGGUUUGUUCAGAUCUGAUUGAAUUUGAAUCUGACUAUUGUCAAUGUGGUUUUCCACAUUGUAACUACCCUUGAUUUCUACUGUUCUUCAAAGCAGUGCAUAUACGUCCCCUACUUGUUGCGGUCUGACGACGUUGCUGUAACAGUAGAGAUGGUAAAAUCCUGCUUUUAAAUCAAGCGGAUGGGGCGCUCGGAACUGGCAAAAAUGUAUCCGAUCACCCGGCUCUAUACCUAGUAUGUAAGGCAGAGCUGAGUUCAAGAGCACGAGGCUCUGACCAUCUCCUCGGAGACAAUGUUUUUGUCCGUGAACUGUCUGUGGUGACAGUGAUCUGGACCAAUGAGACGUGACUGUUCAAGUCACGUGAGGUGAAGCGAUGUUGUCAAUAAA